CGUAGCUAAAGAGGGCAGGGAAGGAAGGUGAGAAGCGGCUGUUUGGCUACGUGACGCAUCCAACAAUUGUUUAACAAAAAUCCUUAUGUAAACGUAAUUAUCGUCUAAUAUACAUACAGUUUUGCGAGCGUAAAUUGCGCUUAUUUUACAGUUUAACAGCGCACAACGUAAAUAAACCGGUGUAAAACGUGAAAGCUUACGUUAAAGUUACAAAUUCUACAGAGAGGAUAGUAAAGUUAUAGUUUUUUCGCCAAAAUGAGAGGGGGUGCCUUCUUUGGUGAGAGAGACAGGGACCGCGGACGAGACAGGCCACGGUUUGGGGCCAUGAGCGGUCGCAGUGGACCCCCACCAAUGAAGUUUGGGAAUCCAGGUGAGCGUCUCCGCAAGAAGAGGUGGAACAUGGACGAGCUGCCAAAAUUUGAGAAGAACUUCUACACUGAACACCCUGAGGUCCAACACAUGAGUCAGUAUGAAAUGGAAGAGUUUCUCAGAAAGAAGGAGAUCACCAUCAGAGGCUCUGGCUGUCCAAGGGCGAUCACCGCUUUUCACCAGGCGCAGUUUCCACAGUAUGUGAUGGAUGUGCUGAUGCAGCAGAACUUCAAGGAGCCAACAGCGAUCCAGUCUCAGGGCUUCCCUGUGGCCCUGAGCGGCAGGGACCUGGUGGGGAUUGCACAGACUGGCUCCGGAAAGACACUGGCUUAUCUUCUUCCUUCUAUUGUACACAUCAACCACCAGCCCUAUCUGGAGAGGGGAGAUGGUCCAAUUUGUCUGGUGCUCGCCCCAACCAGAGAGCUGGCUCAGCAAGUUCAGCACGUCGCAUAUGACUAUGGAAAGUCUUCCCGUAUCAAAAGCACCUGUGUCUAUGGUGGAGCACCCAAAGGACCACAGAUUCGAGACCUCGAGAGGGGUGUUGAGAUCUGUAUUGCCACACCUGGUCGCCUCAUUGACUUCUUGGAGGCUGGGAAAACGAACCUGCGGCGCUGCACCUACCUAGUGCUGGAUGAGGCUGACCGCAUGCUGGACAUGGGCUUUGAGCCACAGAUUCGCAAGAUAGUUGAACAAAUCAGGCCUGACAGACAGACCCUGAUGUGGAGUGCUACCUGGCCAAAGGACGUUCGGCAGCUUGCCGAGGACUUCCUGAGGGACUACGUCCAGAUUAAUGUUGGCGCUCUGGAGCUCAGUGCCAACCACAACAUCCUGCAGAUUGUCGAUGUCUGCAUGGAGACUGAAAAGGACCACAAACUUUUUCAGCUGAUGGAGGAGAUAAUGGCUGAGAAAGAGAACAAAACCAUCAUCUUUGUGGAGACUAAGAAGCGUUGUGAUGAUCUUACCAGGAGGAUGAGGCGGGAUGGGUGGCCAGCCAUGUGUAUCCAUGGAGACAAGAGCCAGCCAGAAAGAGACUGGGUACUCGCAGAAUUUCGAAGUGGUAAAGCUCCUAUACUGAUUGCUACCGAUGUGGCCUCUCGUGGUCUGGAUGUGGAAGAUGUUAAGUUCGUCAUCAACUAUGACUAUCCCAGCUCCUCUGAGGAUUAUGUCCAUCGUAUUGGACGUACGGCCCGCAGUACCAACAAGGGCACUGCCUACACCUUCUUCACCCCAGGGAACUUGCGGCAGGCCCGAGACCUUGUCCGGGUGUUGGCGGAGGCCCGGCAGGCCAUCAACCCUAAACUGCUUCAGCUUGUGGACUCAGGGCGUGGCGGAGGAGGAGGGGGUGGCAGAAUGCGUUACCGUGACAGCAGCUCCAACAACCCUAACCUCAUGUACCAGGCGGAGUGUGAUCGGCGCACGCGCCCUGGUGGUGGAGGCGGCAGAAAAGACAGCCGCAGUGGCUACAGCCGUGACAGCCGCAACAACCGUGAUGGAGACCACUCCACUUCCUCCGCCUCUUCCUCCUACAGGGACAGAAGCCGGGAUCGCAGGAAUAGCUACAACUCUGGCUCAGAUCAGUGCGAGAGUUACAGCAGCAGCAGGGGCUACAACUCCCGCAGCGGAGGCCCGUCCGGUGGAGGUGGAGGUCAGGAUCAAUCUAGCCAGCCGCAGGGUCAGUUUGGCCAACCUCCUCCUCCUCUUCCUCCUCCUCCUCCACCAUCAGGGGGGCCGCAGCCUCUGAUGGCUCAACAGUUUGCUCCACCACAGCCACCGCUCAUGAGCUUCAUUGGGCAACCGCCUUACGCUUUUGCUUCUCCACCCCCUCUUCCUCCGGUCCCUCCACCUCCCCGGAAGUAGAAUUAUGAGAAAGAAGCACUGAGUUCAUUUGUGCUACUUAGUGUGUUCAUAGUGUAACUUUGUUUUUACUCUUCAACUCUUGUCAUGUGCACGAGGCGGGGCUUUGAAAAGGCAUAUAUCUAAUGAGGUAAGGGCUUUAUUUUCUAUUUGUUUCAUACUUUUAAUACACCCCAUGUGUGUGGAAUUUAAAUUUUCCUAUAGAAAAGGAGACCUAGAACUUUUGCCCUUCAUUUUUUUCAACCUCCAAAGUCUCAUACAGUUGCUCUCAACCAUGUACCAUGGAGGAACAAGUUUGUGGUGCUUUCAUUUUAAAUACUACAGCACUGGAUUUCACCAGUUUGUUGUCCCUCUCUAGUUUAAGCUGUCACAUUCCAGAGUCAUGUCUCGCUCAAGCUUUAUUAAAGUUCAGAAUCUAUGACUUAUUUUGCUUGAGUGAGACUUUGUGAGAUUUUGACUAGCAAUAUAUUCUAAUUAUUGCAUAGAUUUUGGGUUUGUGUUAUUCUAAACACUGAAGCAAUGCAGCCAAGUUGUGAAUCUUCUCCCAUAGUUUUGAUACCAUGCAACCACUAUUUUAUUUUUUGUAGUGUAAUGGACUGCCCCACGAGAUUAAGACAUUACAUUUUGUCAUGCAUGCCUUUACUGUUUCCUGUCCUGUAGUCAAAACUGAUGUUUUUAUUUACUUGUAACAGUUUAACUCGCAUAUCGUUUUAAUAAGCACAUCAGCUAAUUGCAGUUUGUUGCUUGUUUCCUCUUUUAUUCAUUGUGUUUUUUUUACAGUGCUUUCUUUAUAAAUAAAUGAAUCAAAGCUGUAUUUUCUACUUUGCAAAUGAUUGUUUACAUCAGGUGAGUUCCCUGUACAAAUGACUUUAUUUGCCUUAAAUACACAUUUGUAGUACAUUAUCAAUUUGUACCCAGCAGUAUUUACAUGUAUGUUGCUUUUAUUGGUAAAUAAACAUCAUGGCAUGAA
Messenger RNA from Siniperca chuatsi (mandarin fish), 3193 nucleotides. Its product is annotated as probable ATP-dependent RNA helicase DDX17. Gene Ontology annotation, molecular function: RNA helicase activity; RNA binding; ATP binding. Gene Ontology annotation, biological process: alternative mRNA splicing, via spliceosome. The coding region runs from base 256 to 2226 and encodes 656 amino acids. The record is from RefSeq and is a predicted model, not a curated record. NCBI's taxonomy places the organism in Eukaryota, Metazoa, Chordata, Actinopteri, Centrarchiformes, Sinipercidae. Gene Ontology annotation, cellular component: cytoplasm; ribonucleoprotein complex; nucleus. The transcript has 13 exons.